This is a messenger RNA of Amblyraja radiata (thorny skate), 1866 nucleotides long. RefSeq names its product achaete-scute homolog 1-like. Lineage: Eukaryota; Metazoa; Chordata; Chondrichthyes; Rajiformes; Rajidae. Gene Ontology annotation, cellular component: RNA polymerase II transcription regulator complex. The record is from RefSeq and is a predicted model, not a curated record. Gene Ontology annotation, molecular function: protein dimerization activity; RNA polymerase II transcription regulatory region sequence-specific DNA binding; DNA-binding transcription factor activity, RNA polymerase II-specific. Gene Ontology annotation, biological process: positive regulation of transcription by RNA polymerase II; regulation of neurogenesis; neuron differentiation. The transcript has 2 exons. Bases 319 to 930 code for a protein of 203 amino acids.
AUCUGAGGAGGGAGGGGGCUGGGGGCAGGCGCGUGUUGAAAAAGGCGAGUGCUUGCAAAGUUUGCAGCAGAUCGUCUCCCGGAGAGGUGCGGGUCAGGACCUGCUUCUUUGCGGUAAAAGUGCGCGCCCCACGCGAACGCCACGAGCGCCGCACACUUGCCAACUUUUUUUUCCCUUCGUCUUCUUCCUCCUACCUCACACACCACCCGCUCUCUCUCUCUGUCUCUCUCGCUCUCUCACACACACACACACACACAUUCUCUCGCUGCCUUCACUUUACCUCGCCGUGCAACGACAACAAAAAACAAAUAGAGAGAGAUGGAUCGGGCUGCAGCCGCCGCACAGUUGAUGCAGACCUCCUGUCAGUUCCUGUUGGAGAGCCGGCCGGUGCCUUACAGUGAUGGAGAGCCGGCGUCGUCGCCCGACAGUAGCGGCGGUGGAGGGGGCAACAAGAGCUGCAAGGCGCUGAAGCGGCCGAGGUCGAGCUCCCCCGAGUUGCUGCGCUGCAAGCGGCGCCUGAGCUUCACGGGUCUGGGCUACUCGCUGCCUCAGCAGCAGCCGGCGGCCGUUGCCAGGCGCAACGAGCGUGAGAGGAACCGCGUGAAGCUGGUGAACGCCGGCUUCCAGACCCUGCGCCAACACGUGCCCAACGGCGCGUCCAACAAGAAGAUGAGCAAGGUGGAGACGCUGCGCUCAGCCGUCGAGUACAUCCGCGCACUGCAGCAGCUGCUCGACGAGCACGACGCCGUGUCCGCAGCUUUCCAGUGCGGGCUGCCAUCGCCCACGCUGUCGCCCGCCUACUCCGCCGACCUCAACUCCAUCCCACCGUCGCCGCUCUCCACCUACUCCUCGGACGAAGGCAGCUACGAGGCCCUGAGCCCGGAGGAGCAGGAACUUCUCGACUUCACCAGUUGGUUUGACAGAUACUGAGCAGCCAGCAACAGCAGAUGUUGCAGGGAAGCAGAGCCAGAGCCCGGGCUGCCCAGGAGAGGCACGCAGCAGGACAGCGAGUCUCUCCAUCCACCACCGCUUCAUUUUCACUGCCAGCCCUCCCAUCCUGAGUGCUGGGACAUCGGGGACCACACAACUACUCAGGAACACACUUGAAGAUGCUUCCAAGAAGAAAGCCUAUGAACAAUGAUGACUGAAGUGCAAUUAUGAUAAUAACUCCUCCCAAUCUCCCCGCCGCUUGAGGGGGUGAUGGAGAGAGACUACCGAUAGGGUGCAGUCCCUGGAUCCAACAUAUCUAUGUAGCUAAUAUAGCUGUUAAAGGGUGUGGUGUUAAAGGGAAUGUCUCCGUGGCAUCCGUAUGCCACAUACUUUGUAUACUAUGUCGCCUUUGGGUGUCAAUUAAUAGAAAACUAACUUUAUAUUGGGUUUUAGAGUGGAAAAUGAAACUUGAUGCUUUGGUACUUUGAAAGGAAUUUUGUCUCGAAUUGAUUUCUAUUUUGUAUCUAUUCUUACUACAAGGAUUAUAUGAAGUCUUAUUUUUGUAUAUACAUGAAAGCAGAAUAAAAGAAAAUGUGGUCUAACACAGACCUUAACAUGAUUUACUGUAUCACUGCCACUAGCACAGUGUCAAAGAAUGCAAGAGUGAAACAAUGCUUUAGUCCUUUGGAAAGAACUGUUUCAUAUUGUUGAUUACUCUUACCUAUAGUGUGCCUUGAAUGUUAUCUGUAAUCUACUUCUGCAAAAUUCCUCCAAACUUUCCGGUCUUAUUGAAGGUUGUUUUGAUGCAUGGGGAAGGCCAUGUAUGUGCACUUGCUGUGGUCACUAUUUUUUACUAAACUUGUACAUAAACAUUUUUUAAAAAAGUAUAUUUUAUGUGAAAUAGUCUAUAAAUAAAGAUUUUCUAUUUAUACAUUA